AUGGAAUCAACCUCAGGUUUCUCUCUUGUUUGUGUCUCCAACCAGGAAAACUCAGCCAAUACUCAUUUGUUUCUCCCGAAUACAGCGUCUAUCGUCUUCGCUCUAAGAAAACCAGAGCAAAUAAAAAUUAGAACAAGUUUGAACAUCUCAUUAUCACUCAUUUCGCCGAUGCUGAGACGCAGUCUCCUAAGGAGACUCAAUUGCAAAGCGAAUCGCUCUCGAGUCUUCUUAUCCCCAUUCUAUAUUAGCAAGUGCAACGACCAACUCUUUACACAACCUUUGCGGUAUUCUAUUGCCUCGGCAUCAAAGCCAUAUUCACAUCAGUCGUGGCAUACUCAAAACCCUGAAUUUGUAUCCGGACUACCAAUCAUAGAUGACACCAUCUAUGCUCUAUCAACGGCGCAGGGUCGGGCCGGUAUCGCGGUAAUUCGCAUUUCUGGCCCAUCAUGUCUUGAGAUUUAUGAGGCACUUUGCCCAUCAAAACCAUUACCAAAACCAAGAUAUGCAAAAGUACGGUCCUUAUAUGACCCGCAGCAUGCCAAUAAUGAGCAGAUAGUGCUGGACUCAGAAGCUCUUGUUCUUUACUUUCCUAGCCCAAAGACUGUAACUGGUGACGAUGUCUUGGAGUUGCACGUUCAUGGAGGAUCAGCCACUGUAAAAGCUGUGUUAGCAGCCAUUCCGAAAUGUUCCGCUACACAUCGUAUUCGAUACGCAGAGCCUGGCGAGUUUACGAAGCGCGCCUUUUUCAACGACCGCCUGGAUCUUGCUCAAAUUGAAUCCCUGAGUGACACCCUGGCAGCUGAAACGGAACAGCAACGUCGUGCAGCUGUGCGAGGCAAUUCAGGUGUUCUUGGACGACAAUACGAGACAUGGAGAGAGCAGCUCUUGUUGGCUCGUGGUGAGAUCGAAGCAUUGAUCGACUUUUCCGAAGACCAGCACUUUGACGAGUCCCAGGCUGAAUUGUUACAGAAUGUGACUGCGCAGGUUGCUAGGAUGCUACACAGCAUUGAGCUGCAUGAGCAGGGAAGUCAAAGGAGCGAGCUUUUGAGGAACGGAAUUCGUAUAGCGCUGUUAGGGCCACCCAAUGUUGGUAAGAGCUCGCUUAUGAACCUGAUCGUUGGGCGCGAGGCAUCUAUUGUGUCCGGCGAAGCAGGCACAACGCGAGAUAUCGUCGAGGCGAGCUUAGACAUUCGCGGCUAUUUAUGUUCAUUUGCAGAUACGGCAGGAUUUCGAUCCAAAGGUUCCCAGGUGAUCAACGGGGCUGAUAGUGGCGCAAUUGGGGCCGUGGAAGAAGAAGGUAUACGGCGAGCAAAGCAACGAGCUCUGGACUCUGACCUUGUUAUAGUCCUAGCAUCCGUGGAGGAUGGUCAGAAUGGACCAUUUGUGCAAUACGACCAAGAAACGCUCGAUCUCGCUGCAGGGGCGGAGGACUGUGUUGUUGUUGUCAAUAAGCAAGAUGCAGUUGGUAAAGAGGAAUUUGAGAAGCUGGUUCAAGAUUUCAGAAAAAUCGUUCGAAUUCGAGCCCCCAAGCUAGCGGCGGCGGAGUUCGUGUCCGUAUCGUGUAAGGAGGCUCAGGCAGGGACAUGGGAAAGCAAGGAUCCUGGCGGUAUCCAGGCUGUGAUCACCAAGCUCGUGGCAUCCUUUGAGAAGAUGACAUCCAUGCCUGUCGAUCUUCAGGACCUGCUAGGCGUUACAGAGCGUCAGCGCCAGCUCCUUAUCAAGUGUCGUCGACACUUGGAGGACUUCAUGAUGGAGGCUGCCCCUGAAGAGGGCUUGGAUGCUGAUGCCGUCCUCGCGGCCGAGUAUCUAAGGUAUGCUGCGAAUUGCCUUGCACGGAUCACAGGGCGGGAUGAGUUUGGAGAUGUUGAGGAUGUACUGGGUGUUAUCUUUGAAAAAUUCUGUGUGGGGAAAUAAGCGCGUGGCAAAGAAGACUAUAGCGAUGAGAGAUUGGUGGGAGAGUUGAAAUAUAUUUUCCAUCGAGGAAUAUUCUAUAGAGAGCAGCUGGUCUGAACAAUUGAAAGACUCAAUGUUGGGCCACCUGGGCCUGGUCUAGUCGGUUAUGGAAAGAGAAAGCGAAAAUAAAUUUGAGAUGAAGUGACAAGAAAAAUAAAGCAAAAGGAAAUAUAUCAUGCUGUAUGCUCGCUCCUAUGCCAUGCCAUGCCAUGCCAACGCUGUGUGAUGCUAUGCUUCCGUCUUUUCCAACUCCUGAUAUGCGAUGCCGUGUCUGCAACAUGUUCCUCCGAAUACCAAUGCUGAUGAUGAGAACAAAACAAAACUCCGUUCCAUGCAGAUGUUGUUGAAACUAGUGUCUAAACAGAAAACUCCGUUCCAUGCUUGCGCUGUCGCUGUGUAUGCUUUUGGGAAGUGACUCAAGAGUAACAAAGGAGUUUACUCCUCGUCAUUGUCGCUGGGACCAUUGUAGCCAGAGCGACCCUUGUUGCCCUUGGAGGAAUCAUCGUCUUCAGGGCCGUUAUAGCCAGAGCGACCAGAGUCUCCUUCCUCAGGCUCGUUGUAGCCAGAUCGACCACGGUUGUUUGUGGGCUUGGAGUCAGAGUCGUCACCGUCCUUGUUGUAGCCAGAUCGGCCGAAGGAUCGAGUGGUGGGAGCAAAUGUGAGAGUGAAAGCAGCCAUUGUAAAUGUUGUAGAGUUGAGUUGAGUUAAGUAUGACUUUUGAGUGAAGAUGGAAGUUGAGUUGAGUUGAGUUGAGUUGAAAGAGUUGAGUUGUUGUAUGUAAAUGUUGAGUUGUAGUGUAGUUGUAGAGUGUAGAUGAAACUGGUUGUUGAUGGUGAUGAGAAUUCUAAUUCAGAGCAGGAGGACAUGGACAGUUAUAUAGAAACUGAGUCAACUAUAGAACGAAGCCAAGGGUAACUAAGCACAUCGCAGAUAGGGAUCCUCGGUGGACGGUGGAAGCGGCUGACUCUGACUGACGCCUGUUCGUUCGUUUGUGUUGUCG
Messenger RNA from Fusarium odoratissimum NRRL 54006, 2953 nucleotides. RefSeq names its product tRNA modification GTPase TrmE. The record is from RefSeq and is a predicted model, not a curated record. The transcript is spliced from 3 exons. NCBI's taxonomy places the organism in Eukaryota, Fungi, Ascomycota, Sordariomycetes, Hypocreales, Nectriaceae. Gene Ontology annotation, molecular function: GTP binding; GTPase activity; protein binding. Gene Ontology annotation, biological process: tRNA methylation; tRNA wobble uridine modification. Gene Ontology annotation, cellular component: cytoplasm; mitochondrion. The coding region runs from base 1 to 1914 and encodes 637 amino acids.